GAAUCCGCUUCAUAGAGGAAAAUAGAGAAGUAGCAUAGAGUAAAAUAGUAAAAUAAUAGUAGAAUAUAGAGGCUCCACGACUGAAUAUAAAACAGUGACGAUGUUGUGAUUAUGUCUGCGGAGGACAGUAAUGUGAAGUGACAUUAGCUAGAGCAGAGGAUGGACUUUAACAGCACUGUUCUGGUGACUGGAGGCUCUGGAUUCAUUGGUUCCCAUCUCGUGUGUUCACUGGUCAACAGGCACCCUGACUGGAGAAUUAUUAACCUGGAUAACUUGGAUUACUGCUGCAGCCCCAGGAGUCUGGAGAGCAUUGAAGACAGAGCAAACUACACCUUUAUCAGGGGAGAUGUGUGUAACUCACGGUUGGUGAACCACAUCUUCAACACAGAAAACAUCGAUGUGAUCUUCCACUUAGCAGCCAAAACACACGUCGAGUCGUCGUUUGAAUCUCCGUCCAGUUUCCAGCAGGUUAACAUCGAUGGAACCAGAGUUUUACUGGGAGCUGCCCAUCAGGCCCGACACCAGCCGCGGCGCUUCAUCUACGUCAGCACUGAUGAAGUGUACGGAGCCAGUCUGGAUGAGGUGUUUGAGGAGAGCAGUCCAGUGAGGCCCUCCAACCCGUAUUCUGCCACUAAAGCAGCUGCAGAGUACCUGGUCAGAUCCUACUGGGAUAAAUAUAAGUUCCCAAUCGUUAUUACCAGGAGCAACAACAUCUACGGGCCCAGGCAGUACACGGAGAAGGUCAUUCCGAGGUUUCUCUCCCUCUUGCAAAUGAACAAGAAAUGCACCAUCCAGGGAACCCUCCCUAAAUCCCGCCAUUUCUUGUUUGUCAGUGAUGCCAUCAGUGCCUUCCUGCUGAUUCUGGAGAAAGGGAUUGUGGGCGAAAUAUACAAUGUGGGGACGAGCUGUGAGAUUCCCAUCAUGCAGCUGGCCAAGGAGCUUAUUAGGAUGGUCAAGAAUGUGCCAGACUCUGAGGUGAAUGACUGGCUCGAGUUUGUGCCUGACAGGCCACGGGUCGACCUGCGCUACCCCAUCAACUGUGAGAAGCUGCAGCAGCUGGGCUGGAGAGCUGAGGUGUCCUGGGCUGAAGGCAUCAGACAGACUGUCAAAUGGUACCAAGACAACCCAGACUUCUGGUCAGACACAAGCGAGGACCAAGGACAAAUCAGAAGCAAGCUUGAAAAAUCUCCCAGCAAAUAAGUGGCCUUUGCUGUGCCCUGCGUCUCGACUGACAGGAUGCCGACUGAACAAAUUUCAGAUGAUAUUUAUGCAGCACAGAUGCUAUUAUGGCUGAUUUACAGCUCAAGGAACAACUACAGAACACUGCUACUUCAUUCUUCUCAACUGUCUCUGAAUGAUCGUUGGACCAGCGGGCCCUGAAGUGCCUGCCAACAGGAAGGCAGCGCCUCCCUUCAACCAAAUCAAACAUUCAAAUGAAUGCACUUUAUCUUCAUGUUAAUUACUGAUUCAGCUGAUGUUGACAAGUGGUCUUAUUUUGCUCAACUUGGGCUUGUUCAAUUUUGAUGUACAAUCUUUAAAUGUUUAAACAUACUCUGUGGAAGUAUGUGGAAGCUCCAUGAAACAAUGUUAAAUCUCUCUCUUGUAAAGGCGGCAGCAUUCGGGAUGCUAGUCUGUUUUUAUUUACUUCCCUGAGGGGUAACACUGACAGAAAAGGGUCAAACUGGGCUGCAGUGACAGUUGUGAAAAACCAAACAGGCACAAAUCAAAGACAGCUUCAUCCCUCGCUGCCAUGUGACAAACUGCAGCAUCACACUUGUGUCAGACCCUGAAUUUAUUUUGACAUUUUUGAAUGAGUUUUUGGAGCAUGUACAUUCAUGUAUUUCCACAGGGUAUGAUUGCAGGCUUUUUGCGCACCAUUCAAAGUCAGCAGGCAGUUUGUCAAUCUAACGACCAAAUAUUUUAGUGGUGCCUCUCAGAACAGGUUAAGACGCAGGCAUUACAUUUACAUGCACAGUAAGUAGGGUAAGGUCGUGUGUUAACAUGCACUUUAAUAACCCGUUGACUGUAAAUCUGCCUAGAAUGUGAUUUCGCCCCCAAUACUGAUUAUUUUAACAGUUGUAGUGGUGCAAUAUGCAGCUUCCUUCUGUUUUCAGAGGUGGACAGACUCUGUAGUGAAAGCACUGCUUUUCCUUAAGCGCAAAUGUGCCUGAAUUAUUCAAAUAGUCAAAUGCUGGAGGCUCCGUCUUGCAAGCCAAUGAAAAACCUGGUUACAUGUGUAUGUGGCAGAGAAAUUUCUCCUGGAGAAAUCAAGCAGGUUUCUCCUCUUCGUGACAUUUCACAAAUCCAGUUUCCGCAAAAAGACGACUGAAACCUGGUUACUUACUUACAUGCAUGUUAAUGUACUGACAGACAAGAUUAGGAAGAAGGAAACCCCUGUUUUUGCCAGCUCCUUCUAACAUCCAGCAUAUGUAGCAAGUUUUAGCAGCUGUACUUCACAUUUCAAAUUUAAGAUGUGAACCUUUCAUGGUAUUUUGACUAGUUUGAAAUGUUUUAGUUUUAACAGCAGCCAUAUAAUAAAAGGUUGAGAAGGGAACAGAAGCUAAUUCAAAGUCCAGUCAUCUCAGUCAGGUGUGUUUUUACACUGCACACAUUCUAAAUGUUUUUAAUCAUGAUGCUGUAGAAUGUAUUUAACAACAA
Messenger RNA from Seriola dumerili (greater amberjack), 2658 nucleotides. It is a transcript of the gene tgds, whose product is annotated as TDP-glucose 4,6-dehydratase. NCBI's taxonomy places the organism in Eukaryota, Metazoa, Chordata, Actinopteri, Carangiformes, Carangidae. Bases 160 to 1200 code for a protein of 346 amino acids. Gene Ontology annotation, biological process: nucleotide-sugar metabolic process. Gene Ontology annotation, molecular function: dTDP-glucose 4,6-dehydratase activity. The record is from RefSeq and is a predicted model, not a curated record. The transcript has 12 exons.